Scleropages formosus (Asian bonytongue) is the source of this 1510-nucleotide messenger RNA. RefSeq names its product THAP domain containing, apoptosis associated protein 3 (gene thap3). Bases 556 to 1272 code for a protein of 238 amino acids. The record is from RefSeq and is a predicted model, not a curated record. NCBI's taxonomy places the organism in Eukaryota, Metazoa, Chordata, Actinopteri, Osteoglossiformes, Osteoglossidae. The transcript is spliced from 5 exons.
UUAGAGACAAUUUCACUAAGUCCGGCGACACAUCUGGCAACCCCGGCUUGAGGCGCUAGGGCGCAACCGAACAACAUGAUGAUCAUGUGUACUUGUUGGAUCUCACUCAUUCAAUGAGUUUCGGCGGUGUCUAGUGCUUCGAUUGCAGAUAAUUACAAGAAUUUACCAGAUUAGUUUCUGUUUCGUAUUGAUAAUGCAUAGCAAAACACUUUUACCUGUGGGGGAUUCGUUAACAAGCACGUUGCCUCCGAGCCAUCUCUGAAGGAGCAGUGCGAACUCCGGGACUGGGAAACGGGUUACUGUCGGCCAUCUCUGAGCUGCUGGUGUUGACAGCACACAUCUGAGGUGAAGAACGCCCUGUCAGACUGUUGUUUUUCUAUUUUAUUUUUUUUAAAAAACUAACUACAUGUUGUAGUUUACUGUUUCUGUAGCCGCGUUGUUUAACAGAUCGUUAUGUAGCCGCGAUUAUCCAACCCAGCCGAGCUUUCUGGAAACGUGAGGGGCACCGCUCGGUUGCCAUUUUUGUUCGGGGCAAGGAGCGCGUGGUGGCGCGUGAUGCCGAAGAGCUGCUCCGCGUUCAACUGCACGAGCCGCUACAGCAGUAAGAAGCCGCAUGUGACUUUCCACAGGUUUCCCUUGAGUAAGCCCUCUGUGCUCAAAGAGUGGCUGGAAAACAUCGGCCGAGAGGACUUCCAGCCCAAGAAGCACAUGGUCAUCUGCUCGCACCAUUUCACCCCGGACUGCUUCAGCAGCUCAGGCAAUCGCAAGAAUCUGCUGUGGAACGCCGUACCCACGCUGUUCACAUCUCCUCUGCCCAACGCUAAGAGGAGGAAGUCUAGGAAAAGGAUGAAGUGCAAGAAAGCUCAUGUUUUGCCAAAGUGGGAGCAGCUGUUGUUACAGGCAGCAGGUUCGGAACCAGAAGAAGUGGGUUUGGGAGAAAAUACAGUGGGAAUCGAUAACGCUGUGGAGAAACAGCUCAGUUCUGUUCUGCAGCAUCUCCCUCCCAUCGACCACAAUUAUGCGCUGCCCAGUCACCAUGCAGCUCGAACCCGUCUCUUCAGCGCCCUGGACACCAUCGGAUGGCUUCGCAGGAAGUUAAAAGUGAAGUGUCAGGAGCUCCGGAGGAUGCGGUUAAAAUUGUGUGCUUGCCACAGGGAACUGGCAAGUCUUCGGGGACGGUGUCUUGUUCCAGCAAGGCUGAGGUUCGAUCAGAAUGGGGUGGCGCGACAUGCUGCACUGCACAGUCCCAAUGGAGAAAAACUCUGCACUUAAUCUUUCCAUGUGUCAGUUAGUCCUACAUUUGGAUUCAAAACUAAAUGAUAUUGCAUCUACUCAAGAGCAUUCAAGUUGAGAAUUGUUGAACAUGGAUUUCUAUGUUUAUAUAGAGAAGACAGGUUUUUUUUUUUCUUACAUUCAAUUUGUAAAUCUAAGGCACAAGUAGGCUAUAAUACACACACGCACACACAGUCUACAACCACUUGUUCCGAGCAGGGUUGUGGCAAGCUGGAGC